AUGGCCAACAAUCUGUUAUCUUUGCUAUUUGUUGCUGUUAAAGUGGCUGCCAUCGUUGUUAUUUGUGGUUUGCUCCAUUCGGAGUAUAGGAGCACUUAUCGUUGGCAUGAAUUUACUGGAAACUCAAGGCCUGAGGUUGUCCGUCGGGCACCAGCGCCAAAUCCAAAUCAAUUUGUUGGUCCAACAAAUGAGCCACCAUUGCCACGUCGGAAAAAAUGUCCAGAAUUAGCAUAUAAAUCGCAUGAAUUUAUAAUAGGAACGGAAUACACAGAUGUGAAUCGCGCAAACCGUUCAGCGAGGUCUGAGGAACGUGGCACUCCAUCACGUCGUAGUAAAUCGGAGGGACCACCAGUUGUACCAAAUGGUCGGGCUUAUGCUAUACCAACGGAGGUCGAUGGACCAGCAACUAAACAGGCGGGUGAGUCAAAUGGCUUAUUCAAAAAGACAAUCUCAAAAUUGAGCACAGAAUAUCGUUUGCAAUUCGUUUGGCCAAAUGUCCGUAGAAUAAAGGACAAAGAGUCAAACGAUGCAGCGGAUCACCCGAAAAAAUCAAUAUCAAUGGGUGCUAUCAGAUCAAAUCAACAAAAAUAUCAGCAACAACAAACAAUGGCAGCGAUGCCAACGGUUCAUAAAAAACGUACAACAAAUCAAAAAGAAGCUACACUACAUGAGUUGGAGCCACUGGUUAGCGAUGCUGAAGAUAGAAAACCCGUUGAAAAACAAGUGACUAUAGUGGAGAAGAAAAUAGCAGCGCGUCCUUUUUCUCAAACUUUCGAUCAGGAGCGUAUCAAUCACUUUAUAACCAAGAAAGAAAACUUUGGCUUUGAGAUGGCCAAAGAUCAGGAUGUAGUGGAUAAUAAGCAGCAAAGUGCUAUUAUUAUGAAUGGCUCAGCGCCACCACACUCACAACCCAACUUAGAUUUGUGGUUCAAAGAAGUGGUGGAGCUGAGAAAGAAAGCAGGUGAAUAUAAGUGUCGCGGUUGGGGCAUAGAAAUCGAUCCAGAUCUAUUUAAAAAACAAAAAGAUCUCUGGGAUCAGGUUUCAAAACGUAGUUCGCUUUCAGCCUUAUCUUUAGCUUCUUCUGUGCAUAGACCUAUUACUAAAGAGGAGAAAGAACAAGAGAACAAUAAAAAAUCUAUACCAUUAAGCAAAACACAAAAACCCCGAGUUCCUGGACAAGCAUAUUUGAUUGAUAAUAAAGAUGAAAUUUCUGCACUGCCAGCACGUUUUAGCAAUAUUCGUCAUCACUUGGAACGCACCACUGGACCUGAUGUUGAAGAGGGCGCACUUUUGCCAUCGCCUACUCGUGAAAAACUCAUGCCAGCUAUAACCAAACGUGAGUCAGAAUCACAACGCGGUAGUCCUAAAAAAACUGCCGCAUCGCGUCAUGGUUCACCACAAAAAGGUAGUCCACAAAAGGGCAGUCCAAAAAAGGUGAUCAAAACACGCUCACAAUCGGUCGGUCCUGCCGUAAUUGAAAAUGUAUCUCCAAAACGUCAGAUACGUUCAGCAAGCACAGCUCCAGCUACUAAGGGAAUUGGUAAAAAGGCAACGAUAGCGCCAACAGCGCCAACAACAACAACAACCUCAGCGACCACAGGAAUUACUAUAACAAGUGCUGAGCGUAAGCCUCGUCCAUCAACCCUAUCCACUACAUUCCAUUCCCGUACGAAAAGUAGUUCCUUACCUCCUAGCGGUAGAGCUCAUAUAAGUACAGUUCCUGCUACAAAUCAACUUCAUCCAAAUCAAUCACAAUCAUCACAAACAAAUGAAAUCUGUAGAAAAUCGCCGCAACCGUUAUACAUGCGUAAAAAAGAUAAAGAUAAAUCGAAUUUGUUAAGUAGUAUUAGUGGUAGUGGUAGUAGCAGCUUAAAUAAGUUAACAAAACCACGACCAAAAACUACUAUUGGCAGCGCAGCAACCACAACUGCAACUGCAACAACAAAUAUUGGUAAUGGUGGUGGUGGUGAGACUGGUAGUACACCAUUGGUAGAUGGUGACCCAGAGAUGACUAUUAAGCGUUUAGCAGUUCCAGGUCAGGAUAAUAAAUUGGCUGAAAAUGACGCUGAAGAUGGGCGUGAAACAGCUAUUUCCGUCUCCAGCUGCAGUCCACAUCCUGCAGCUGAGUUGCACGAUGAACCAAUUGUUAAGUCACCACCAGAGCCUACACGUGUUAAAUCGCCCGAACAAAUAAUAAUGCGCUCUCCAGACCCAGUUAACUGGACUGUGCCAUUGGAUACAGGGAAAACAUUUACCGUUACACAAAAUGUCAAAGAGGGUGAAAACUAUAGCCGACCACAAAGUGAAAUAAAAGCUUCGACACCAGUUGAAAAGCCACCACCACCACCACAGUCGGCGCCACCAGAAUUAACCGAACAGGUUAAAAUGGAUGCCUGGAAAAAUGCCGAUCUAACUGAUCCGAAAUCGUCGUUGAGCAGCUCUAGUCCAACUUCUGCCAUUGGCAAAGUAAUUACAACAAAGCAGCCAACUGCCGGCGCUGGUGGUUUGCCGCCACCACCACCACCGCCUACAACAACUGCAACAACAACAAUUAUUGAAAACCCAGUACAAGGUUCAAAAUUACGUUGUCUCGAUGAUCCAAUAUUUGAUGUGGAUGCUAAUGUUGGUAUCGGUACCGUUGGUGCUGGUAUCACUACAUUGCCAUCCUCAUCGAAUCCGAAUCCGAAUACGAAUCCAAGCAAUACAACAACGACUGCUCGCAGCACUGCUAGCGAUGUUUUGGAAAAGGCUCGUGACCGUUUCGAUCGCUUUUGGGGUGGUAACAAAGAGGAUAAAGUUUAAGCAAUUAAUAUUUGAAAUUUUUAUACUAAUCUUACAGGUAUUUAGUCGAAAUCAUUAUAAAUACGAUUACCAAGAUUACGCCUACUAAUUGACACUAAACACUAGAAACACUUAUCGAACACCAAAACUCAAGAAAUGCAAACACAAAACCACAGUUCAAGCAAAUAUAAUACUGAAAAAUGUAAGCAAUGAUUACAGCCAUUAUUAAUUAAUUAUUAAUUAAAACAGUAAGUAAUUAAGUUUUAAACUCAAAACUCUUUACUAAAUACUAAGAAACAGUAAAUUAAAUAUAAAUUCUAAGAUAUAAUUCAAAUAAAUGAAAUACAUAUAACUGAAGACGCGAUAGCGCUACUAAUAAACAGGGUAGCCGCAACUAAAAUUAAAUUCUAAUAAUUUGUUUAAAUAAAUAAUCAUAAAUAAUUAAUUUAUAAUAACAAUUAAAUCAAUUUAAAUGAUUAUAUUCUUUUUCAAUAAAAUUUAGUAUAGAUAGAAAAGCAUGGGCUAUCGUUUAGGAUCUCAGGGCAGUUUAGAAAAUACUUCAUUAAGCUUCAUUAAUAAAAAUUUAAUUUCUCACAGAAAAUGUUUCAGGUUAUAUUAAAAGUUUAUAUAAAACAAUAAAUUAUUUACUUUUGUUACUGAGUACAAAUUUACCAUAAAUCACUACAGUAGAAUAUUAUUCUUUUUUCUAUUUAUCGAAGCACUUAUUAUAGCUUGGUUGCAUCAUUCGGCGGAUGAAGGUUUUAUAUUAAACCAUAUGUACUAUAUAAUGUUGGUUUGUACAAGUGUACAUAAAUGCAAGAAAUCGUUCACUUUUCUGGCUUUAUUAUUUUAAUUCAAUGCAAAUAUUGCACAGUCUAGUAUGGAUUGGACCCAAUGAGUGCAGUGAUAUGCAACUUAAAAAGAAACAUUUUUAAAAUGUUGAUGAGUAAAUAAAUAAAUUUUAUUAUAAGUGGAUGGUGUAGAAAUCUAACAAAAUAUGGUUCAACAUAAAAUUAUGUGUUAGAAAUAAAUUAAAAAUUGUAUUCAGUUUACU
Teleopsis dalmanni is the source of this 3835-nucleotide messenger RNA. Its product is annotated as mucin-5AC-like. Gene Ontology annotation, molecular function: microtubule binding. Gene Ontology annotation, biological process: negative regulation of centriole replication. NCBI's taxonomy places the organism in Eukaryota, Metazoa, Arthropoda, Insecta, Diptera, Diopsidae. The record is from RefSeq and is a predicted model, not a curated record.